Messenger RNA from Symbiodinium sp. CCMP2456, 1094 nucleotides. Lineage: Eukaryota; Dinophyceae; Suessiales; Symbiodiniaceae. The record is from the annotation of a GenBank genome assembly.
AUGCUUCGUGGCCCAUUUGUGGGUCGCGGCACGUGGCGCUUUCAUCCGUCGCGGGGCUCCUUUCGGACGAGUUCUUCUAUUGCCAUGUCCGACGGCCCCAGCGUCUGGUGUGGUCCGUGCCUUCCCCGUGGAGAGGGAUACACCACCGGCAGCCUUGUCCUUUCGGCUACGGAGACGUCCAAUUCAGGCUAUGCCGACGCCAUGGCGGUGUCACCCAUCCGGGAAGCGAAAACCAUGCCGUACCACGAGUUCGUGUCUUUUGAAACGUACGUCUUCGAUUGCGACGGAGUCCUUUGGGGCAUCUCCGACGAGGAUUCGAAGACCUCCGUGACCACGGUGAAUCAUCUCCUGCGUCUCGGGAAGCGGGUCAUGUUCGUCACGAACAACUCCAACAAGACACGCUCUCAAUUUCUUCAGCAGCUGGAAGGAAAAGGCAUCAGCUUCGGGCAGCGCAGCCAUGAGGACAAGCUGAGUAUGAUGAUCAGCGCCUCCUAUACGACCGCGGCUUACUUGCAGACCAUGCAGCUGAAGCGGCCGUUCAUCAUCACCUCGGACACCGGAGUGCUGGAAGAGUGCCGCUUGUUAGGCAUCACAGACUACUUUGCCACCAUCGACGACAACGGUAAGACGGCUCCCCACUUCGAGAAGCUGGACAUGAUGGCUGCCGUGGAUGCUAUCAAAGCCAGGCCGAAUGUGGACUCGAUCGUGGUUGGCUGGGACAUGCAGCUGACAGCUUCGAAGGUCGCAGCGGCUGUGAACUACAUCAAGUGGCACGAGGAUCUUCAUGCAGGGAAGCCUGGAUACCAGGAGUUGCCCCUCAUCGCCUGUUCCAGUGACACCGGGGGCGUGCUUGGAAAGACCACCCACUUGGGAAAGGAGUUGAAGGUCCGGGCGAUUGGAAACGGUGCCAUGGCAGACAUCAUUGGCCGAAGCUUUGACCCACCGAAAUCAUGGAAGGACAUGGGAAAACCAUCAGAGGCCCUGAUCCGCUUGCUUCAAAGCCCCACGGCCUACAACGUGAAUGUGAACAAAGCUCUGAUGGUGGGAGAUACGCUGCAGACGGACAUCGUUUUUGGAAACCUUGGCGGGAUGAA